AUUGAUCAAAAGCGCUCACUCAACAUCAGCAUUCAGCUCGCUGGUUUGAGAAUGCCUUUCGAUCGGAUUAAGGAUGCUUUACUCGCCAUGGAUGACGAAGUUUUGCAGUCUGAGCAACUUGAAGUCAUAUCUUCGACCGUGCCGACGUCAAAAGAGAUCACACUCAUAAUGGAUUACAAGGGCGCAAAGGAAGAGUUGGCGACGGUCGAGCAAUAUUUCAUGCACGUCAUGCAAAUCCCACGACUCGAAGGUCGGGUAAACUCUCUGCUGUACAAAUCGCUCGCGUCAGACGCGUUGUUGAAGGUGACUAGUGAGUACAGAUUACUUUCCGAAGCGUCGGAUUGCUUGCGAGAAAGCACUCUUUUCGUAAAAGUCUUGAGGGGUGUUUUAGUUGUCGGCAAUCAUUUGAACACUGGCUCGUACCGUGGAUCUGCGUCUGGUUUUAGACUCGACAUGCUCCUUCGGCUGAAAGAUUUCAAAGCUGUGGAUAGAAAGACAUCUUUGUUGCACUUUGUUUACAAAGAACUGGUAAAGACAGAGCCUGGAAUCGGUAAUCUUUCCACCGAUCUCGCCGUCGUCAAGAAGGCGGCGGCGCUUUCAAUCGAAACGACAUCCGCGAAUUUGGGUAAGUUACAAGACGGUUUGACAAAAGUCAAGGAUGAAAUA
Ostreococcus lucimarinus CCE9901 is the source of this 666-nucleotide messenger RNA. RefSeq lists its product with no specific name. The record is from RefSeq and is a predicted model, not a curated record. The annotation marks the transcript as partial. NCBI's taxonomy places the organism in Eukaryota, Viridiplantae, Chlorophyta, Mamiellophyceae, Mamiellales, Bathycoccaceae. The transcript has a single exon.